AUGACGAUACCCGAUACCGGCGAGCUGCAGAAACACCUGCCGAACAUUAUCCUUCAUGGACGAGGCAAGUUCGUUCGCACUUUCGCAUUCUUGGACGAAGGCUCGUCGGCGACGUUGAUGGAACACAGUUUGUUGGACGAAUUAAGUCUUGAAGGCGAGUCGUUCCCCUUAUGUCUCGGCUGGACGGGAGAUCAUCAACGUCAGGAGAUGAAAUCCAUAAUGCUAGUGCUGGAGAUUUCUGGAACGCGCGAUGCGGAGAUGUACCGGAUGUCGAAAGUUCACACAGUGGAGAGCCUUUCUCUACCACGGCAGACAUUGAGGAUGGAGGAGCUAGCAUCAGCCUAUCGGCACUUGGAAGGCGUGCCAGCGGAUUCCUAUCGAAAUGUUCAGCCACGAAUACUCAUCGGCAUGGACAACUGCCGCUUGGGUCACGCGUUGGAUAGCAGAGAAGGAGGAAAGGAAGAACCGAUCGCCACCAGAACUCGUCUAGGGUGGAUAGUGUUCGGACCAUGCUCAAAGACAUCUCAUCCAACGACGAACUUCACUGCGCACCACAGCCUUCACGUGUGCCCAUGCUGCGAGCGAAGCGACGUAGAUCUUCAUAAUAUAGUGAAGGCGUAUAUGUCUCUGGACAGCACCGGGGUAACGAGUCCCGUCAAACCGUUGUUAUCGAAAGACGACGAGCGAGCGGAACAGUUACUGAAAUCAUUGACGCAUGUGGAAGGAAAACGGAUAGAAACCGGUCUGCUCUGGCGAUGUGACGAUGUUCGAAUGCCUGACAGCAAACCAAUGGCAAUGAAGCGACUAAUCUGCUUGGAGAAGCGUAUGCAGCGAGAUCCUGUGUUGGCUGAGGCGGUGAAGGAGAAGAUUCGGGACUACGAACGAGCCGGCCACAUCGAAAAACUGACGGCAAGCCAGCUAGCCGAGAAAUCCGAACGGGUUUGGUAUCUCCCAAUUUUUCCGGUGGUCAACCCUAACAAACCAAACAAGAUGCGCUUAGUGUGGGACGCAGCCGCUAAAGUCUUGGGAGUCAGCCUGAAUCCAUUUCUACUGACAGGGCCGGAUCAAGUAACCUCCUUGGUAUCUGUGCUACAGCGCUUUCGAGAGUUUCGCGUUGCCAUCACGGGCGAUAUUCGAGAAAUGUUUCUCCAGAUCUUGAUGAACCGGCGCGAUCAACAGUGUUUAAGGUUCCUAUGGCGAAACGGUGAACAAGACCGCAACCCAGACGUUUACGUUACGAGAGUAAUGACAUUCGGAGCGACAUGCUCGCCCAGCAGCGCGCAGUAUGUUAAGAACUACAAUGCGCAGCGGUUCCAAGACCAAUUCCCGAGGGCAGCAGAGGCGAUAAUGAAGGAGCAUUAUGUUGACGACAUGCUCUCAAGCGUAGAGACGGAAGAGGAAGCGAUACAGUUGGCGAAAGAUGUGCGACACGUUCGUUCGGAAGCAGGUUUCGAGAUCCGGAAAUGGCUGUCGAAUUCGAGUCGAGUGCUGCUGGAGUUGAAGGCGAGUCCCGCGACCGAAACGUUCACCUACAAGUUAUCGCCGAGGAUCAACGAUGAACUGCUGCGAGGUGACAUCGUCCCAACGAAAAGGCAGAUCCUCAGCACGCUUAUGACGAUCUACGAUCCCCUGGGAUUAAUGGCGCAUUUCCUAAUGUUCCUAAAGAUACUGCUGCAGGAAAUUUGGCGGAGUGGUGUAGGCUGGGACGAGUCUGUCAAGAGCGAACAGCUAGUGAAAUGGCAGACAUGGUUACGGGUACUCCCGCAAGUGGAAUCGGUCUGUGUGCCAAGGUGUUACCGACUGAAGACGAGCACGGGAGAGCGGAAUACGAUUCAGCUGCACGUGUUCGUGGAUGCGUCGGAGAACGGCUUCGCUGCAGUCGCCUAUCUGCGGUUCGAAGAAAAUGGAAAAGUGGAAUGUGCACUCGUCCGUGCAAAGACAAGAGUAGCCCCGUUGCGUUUUGUGUCGAUUCCCAGACUAGAACUACAAGCCGCAGUCAUUGGAGCCCGCCUAGCGAACGACGCUAUGGAGACUCACAAGAUGAAGCCCACGCAAAGGGUUUUCUGGACGGAUUCACGCAACGUUCUCUGUUGGUUGGACUCCGAUCACCGAAAGUACCAUCAGUUCGUAACGGUGCGGAUCAGCGAGAUGCUAGAGUUGACGGAGACGACGGAGUGGAACUGGGUCCCGACGAAGCUGAACAUCGCUGACGAUGCCACGAAGUGGCAGACGCUGCCGGAUCUCUCUCCUACCAGCCGCUGGUUCCGUGGCCCUGAGUUCAUGUGGGGACCGAAAGAAGGAUGGCCUAUCGUUGAGUCAAGGUUCGAACACACCGCAGAGGAGGAACGGUCUCAUGUACUGCACCAUUUUGUCGAUCGUGCCUUAUUCCGAUGGGAAAACGAUGGGAAAAUAUAUAUAAAAAUAAAGCGAUGGGAAUAUAUAUAG
This is a messenger RNA of Wyeomyia smithii (pitcher-plant mosquito), 2445 nucleotides long. RefSeq lists its product as uncharacterized. NCBI's taxonomy places the organism in Eukaryota, Metazoa, Arthropoda, Insecta, Diptera, Culicidae. The coding region runs from base 1 to 2445 and encodes 814 amino acids. The transcript is spliced from 3 exons. The record is from RefSeq and is a predicted model, not a curated record.